Macrobrachium nipponense is the source of this 5197-nucleotide messenger RNA. RefSeq names its product oxysterol-binding protein-related protein 3-like. Gene Ontology annotation, molecular function: cholesterol binding. The record is from RefSeq and is a predicted model, not a curated record. The transcript is spliced from 22 exons. Gene Ontology annotation, cellular component: cytosol; membrane; intracellular membrane-bounded organelle. Lineage: Eukaryota; Metazoa; Arthropoda; Malacostraca; Decapoda; Palaemonidae. Bases 177 to 3152 code for a protein of 991 amino acids.
GUCAAAAUCAGGUGAGUCAGCCCAAUAUGCGAUCAAUGUCAUCCACACCCUUAAUACUCAAUCGCCACUUUUGACACAAGGUUAUUAUGGUCAAUUUCUUUGUGAUAAAGUACUCGCGACUAUAUUUGUGUAAAAUUGUAAAAGGCUGUAAAUUUUUAAUCUAAAAUUAGAGCAUAAUGUCAAGUAUAGCUUCAAGCAUGAAUAGCAAAGGAGGUAAAAAGAAGAAAAGUAAAUCUUCAGCACCACCUGGUUCUGAAUCGGACCAGAGUGUAGACACUAACAGUUUGUCAGCAGAAUCUCAGGAGGCAGGACGGUCUCCAAGUAGUGCACAUAAGUCAACAAGGAAAAAAGGAGAAUGGGAAAUAUUAGAAGGUCUUAAAGAGGGGCAGAGAUUUGACCUUGUCCCACGCAAAUUUGAGGGUUUCUUGCUCAAGCGUCGAAAAUGGCCUCUCAAAGGCUGGCACAAGAGAUACUUUGUCCUAGAGAAGAGCACUUUGACAUAUGCCAAGUCUAUUGCUGAUUUAGCAAGAGGCAGAAUCUUGGGGAAAAUGGAUAUUGGUAUGUCUGUUAUUUCAACAAAAGCCAGGAGGAGAAGAAUUGAUAUUGAUGCUGACACUUUGAUAUUUCAUCUGAAGUGUAAGUCUCGAGAGGUGUACUUACAAUGGGUCGAACAGUUAAAACAGCAUAGACUGCACAAGCAACACCAAAUACUCUACAGCAAGGAUCAGCAGAAGCUGGCUUCUCCAGCAUCCCCGUCAGAUGAUUCUCCUACAGGACAGGGAAGGGCGUAUGCACGGACAAAAGCAGUGAAGCGGCCGCCAACUUCAGCACGUUCUCCCACACCGGACCCUUUGAUAUCAAGUGGACGCACUUCCUUGCCUGGCUCUUUACCGGGAUCACAUCACAAUACAUUGAAUCGUGAAGGCAAGUCAAAUACCUCAACCACAUUAACUGGGGCAGCAGCUGGGGCUGGAACUCUGCGAGCAUGGUUGGUAGACAGCUCUGGAUUAGAUAUUUUGACAAAAGAAAUAAAUAAUACCCAACAGCAUGUUCAGCAGUUGGCACACCUUCUAAAUAAUAUAGAACACCAAGAUGAUUUGAGUCAUGGGGAACCAACAACACCUUCUACCAAGUCAAGGAGAAAAUUCCGUUUAAGGAAACACAAAAGUAAUAAAUCAACUGGAGGUGAAAUAAUUAUUAACACAAGCCCUGGUAAAGGAGCUACUGAUCAGGUUGAUGCAGUUAUGCCUUCUCUUCAAGUUGAUGGUAACCUUUGUGAACUUCGUCCUCUCAGUAGUAGUAAUCCAACGUUAGCUCUUCAUAAUGUUCAUGGGAAUCAAUAUGUGCGGCCACAUAGUUACUCUGACAAUGCGUCAGCAGUUGUAGCAAGUAAUCAGCCUCCAAACACACCAUCCCCAACUUCGCAGACUUCGUUCUCUAAUCCACCACAAAUCACACUUUCAAUGGAGAGCUCUUCCAGGGAGGACUUCACAGUUUUAGCUAAAGAAGUUGUUAGUCAGAUAUGCCAAGUUCUUCGUGGAAUUCAAAGUGAGAGAGAAAAACUGCGUCAGGCAUUGGAGUCAGAGUCGAAUGUUUUAUCUUCCCACAACACUACUUCUAUUAUUGCUGCUCUUAGAAAUUCAUUGAAUCAGGCUUUGCAACAGAAUGCUGAGCUAAGAGGACGUCUUGCAAGGAUCCACGCUGAUUCCGAUUUGACGGAUAUUUCUGUUCCACCUUCCAUGUCUGAGAUGCUUCACAAGUCGCUUCACACUUCUUUAUCUUAUGAGAGUAGCUCAUGCUUUAGUGCUUCCGAGUACUUUGAUGCUGCUGAUGCAUUUAGUGAUGCAGGUGGUACAGACACAAGCUCUGAAGCUUCCUCUGAUAAUAGUUCCUUUACAAGUGAAGCAAGUGAUGCUGGAACAGAUGCUCACCCAAGUGUUGCGGACAGUGAGGAUGUCACUGCAGAAAUUGAAGAAGAUGGAAAGUGUUUCACGGGACGUCGUACCCGCCUCCCAGCUCCAAGACCUAUUACCGAGGACUUUUCCGUAUGGAACUUCUUGUAUAAAAAUAUUGGCAAAGAUCUAUCGAAAGUCUGCAUGCCUGUAACUCUCAAUGAACCCCUUAAUAUGCUUCAACGGAUGUGUGAAGAACUUGAGUAUAGUGAGUUAUUGGAUAAAGCUGCUGGGUUGGAAAAUGAUGGUGAUCGAAUGGUGUUGGUAGCAGCUUUUGCAGUGUCUGCGUAUGCGUCAUCAAUCUAUCGAGCAGCUCAUAAACCUUUUAAUCCAUUGUUAGGGGAAACUUUUGAAUGUAUAAGAGAGGACAAAGGAUUCCGAUUUGUUGCUGAACAGGUUAGCCACCACCCACCUGUCAGUGCUUGCUAUGCAAAGAGUUGUAACUUCACGUUCUGGCAAGAUAUCCGCAUCAAAAUGAAGUUCUGGGGAAGAUCUUUGGAAUUCCAGCCUUCUGGUAAAGUCCACUUAAUUCUUCGAGAGCAGGAUGACUCAGGAAAGGAAGACCAUUAUGAGUGGAACAAAGUUACAACUUGUGUCCAUAAUUUGUUUGGAGGAGGCCAGCGAUGGGUUGACCAAUAUGGUGAAAUGAUCAUCAGGAACCCAAAUAAAGGCUUGACUUGCAAACUUUCCUUUGUUAGAGCUAGCUCUUGGUCCUCUAAAAGGCAUGAAGUUUUUGGCGUGGUGACUGAUGCAUCAGGAACUGUUCUACAUAAUCUCUUUGGCAAAUGGACUGAAGCACUGUAUUGCGGUCAUGCUCCAUCAGCUCGAGUGGUGUGGCGGCCUGGUAGUAUGCCUGAAGAUUAUCACCUUUACUACGGCUUUACUCGGUUUGCCAUUGAAUUGAAUGAGCUCGAUGAAGAUCAGUCCAAGUAUUUGCCACCUACAGAUACAAGAUUUAGACCUGACCAAAAAUUAUUGGAAGAAGGAAACAUUAAUGGUGCUGAAACAAUGAAGACAGCUCUUGAGCAGCAGCAACGAGAGCGACGAAAGCAUCGCGAAGAGACUGGCAUAGAGCAUGUUCCAAUGUGGUUCAGACGUGAUAUGAACAGCAAGGAAGAGAGCUGGGUUUUCACUGGUGAAUAUUGGAUUAAGAGAAAAGAUCCUGGCUUUGUCAAUAUGACAUUUGAAAAAUUAUGGUAGUGGAGAGUUUGGUUUGAAGGAUUUCUUUCAAUGACACAUUCCUCAUCCAUAGAUCACUGAGCCUGAUCGCUGUAAGCCAUCCGUACAGUUUGUUUCUUUGAAAGGGAAUUGUUCCGUGGUUAGGGCGUAGAAAGUGAUAUGUAAAUGUAAAUUGUUACGUAUAUUUGUGUACGCAUUGUACAUGUUUUAUUUGUUAUUUUAACCGUUACGUAGCAUUACCAAAUAGUGUUAUAGGAGGAGUCUUGACUUUAUUAUCGACCAAACCCUAUUGGUUAGUGAGUUUUAUUAUCAGGAGUGUUAUUUAUCUUUGUUUUUCUGAGGUGAACUAUACUUCAAGUUGUAACAAUGUAAAACAACAUUUCCUGAUAACCAUUUAUAUCAGGGUUAAACAUUCCAAGUAUUUUCAUAAUAUUUUAAAGGCUGUCAUGUUUAUUAUUGUUGAAUCUACUUAAAGGAUUUACGUGAUGCUUGAAAAGUUAUAUGCUGUUAACAAAAUUGAAUAGCUGAUGCUUUAUAGCCAUGAUUACUUAACAUUUGGUCAUUGAAUUGGUGUUGUUUAUUGAGGUAUUGUACAGUAGUAUUUAUUGUGUGACCGAAUGAAAGUAUUGAAUGUGUAGCCCCACGGCUUAUGCUAGAGAAAGUGUUUUUUAAGAGCAUAUGAACUGGGCAAAUCUUAUUAAUAGUAGCUUGUAGCAUAAGAACUUAAAUUUGUUUAUAAACUAUUAUUGUUAUUGUUGUUUUCUUUUAAAGUUUUCUUACCAAGUUCUUGUAAAUUUUAAGAUCUGAAAGUUUCUUUUACACAGGUAUUCUAUAUCGAUUCAUUUUGAUGUUAGUUCGCAGCCUUUUGCAGUGAUAAUGAGUCUUUCUAUUAUCUGCCUUAUGGAAAAAGUAACUUUAUUCUUACACCUCAUUCUUGGUAAACUGUCAUUAAUGAGAAGUAAGGUUGAAGUUAUACUGUAUUUGGGUACUGGUGACUUCUUCUUAGCAUAUUGUAAGUAAUGACAUUUUACGCAUAAGGGGCAAAUUACUGGUGAUUGCAUCAUUCAGGAUACUAUUCAGUAAUCUCAAACAGUAUUUUCUUUUGUAGAUUAUUGUCAUAAUGAUAGUAUUGAGUCAUGUGAAAACAUUAUUGUAUUGGCUAGAUGGGUAAUUUCCUCAUUACCAGUGGUGUGUGUUGCGGAAAGAAUUUUUUAUGUACCAAGUGGAGAAACUGUUAUAAGUGAUACAUCUGUUUUGACUUGUGUGUCACAAUAGUAAGUGAUCCAUUCAAGUGUUAGAAUGUGGGCCUAUACUUAGCUUUUGUGAUUUGCCCUUGUGUGAAGCAGGAAAGCCAAUCAUUUAAUUUUCACUGAUAUGCUUUUUUCCAGAGAAGCAUUUAAACCUGCAAGAGAGAUAGUGUAUAAUUACCAGGUAAUUGCAGUUUUCUUGUAACUCUGUAGUGUAGACAUAUAAAUCUUAGUGACACAGUACUAGUUUGAGAAAGUCAGUUGGCUUAUUCCAUAAUGCUGCAUUGUACACAUUAUUUUUGGGGCUUGGCCCACAAAAACACACCUUACCUGGCAAAAAAUGGUAACAUUUCCCACUUUCCCAAAUUUUUUUUAAGUGUGUAUAUAUAUUUUACAUACGGUAAGUGUAUGUUUACUGUACAUGUGUAUACAGGAGGUUCUCGGUGUUCAUCUUUAGACUGUUUUGUUUAUCUUAAGAUAUAAAGACAUACUGAUCUUCUUGGCAGACAAAACUACCUUUUAAUUAUUCAGAUUUAUCAAGUUUUUUGUCAUAUACACACAUGAAAAUAAUUCUCUUGUGAACUGAAUAAUUGAAUGAAAAUGGGAAAAAUGCAUUACUAAAAUUUAUUUUGGGGUAAACUGAAGAACAUUAGCAUUUACUAUUAAAUGCAAUUAAAUUAAAAUGCAAGUAAAUGAAUAACAGAAAAUUAUUAAAAGUUAUCAGUAGAAGUGUAAAGAAUAAAAAUAUUACAAUAUUUGCUAUCAAAUUACAGUCUCUCUCUCUCUCUCUCUCUCUCUCUCUCUCUCUCUUCUCUUCUC